Microthlaspi erraticum is the source of this 456-nucleotide messenger RNA. NCBI's taxonomy places the organism in Eukaryota, Viridiplantae, Streptophyta, Magnoliopsida, Brassicales, Brassicaceae. The record is from the annotation of a GenBank genome assembly.
AUGACGACGAAUCCUCCUGCUCCUCCUCUGUUGCAUCAGUCAUCAUCUCCAUCGUUGUUAUCACUCCCAGAUGAAAUCAUUGUGGAUUGCUUAGCACGCAUCUCCAAAUCUGAAUACCCUUCCCUCUGCUCAGUCUCCAAAAGAUUCUACUCUCUCCUCUCCUCUCCGGAGACUACGCGGCUCGAUCACAAACCGGAGCCACAGAGCCUCGCUUCUAUAAACGGUAAGAUUAAGGGAGAGUCAGGUUUAGUACCGAUAACACCGUCUUCCUCCGACUCUCCUGCACUAUUUGCGUCAACGCUUGUAACCGUCGGUCCCGAAAUCUACCAUAUCGGCAGACAAAACAAGAAAAAAGAACUAUCCAAAGCCGUUCAUGUGUUUGAUUGUCGGACUCACACGUGGCGUCGUGCUCCUGGCAUGACGGUGGGAAGGAAACGCGCCGACUGUUGUUUCUAG